ACGCCUUGGUAUAUACGCCUUAUAUACUAAAAUUGACUGCUUCGUUUGUGUGCUGCUUGUGUUCUCCCGCUUUACUUGCAACGAAUGCGGAGAUAGAAACAUUACUCCUGUCUUGGCCAUGCCUCAUCUGUAGUACAUUGAAGCAUCAUGAAAUCGAACGAAGCGACACCGACGUCUCCGGCUCUCGUCAGCGCUACUAAAGCUGGCAUUACAGGAGUAGGGAGCAAUGGCAAGCUAAAGCAUAGUCCAUCUCUUUUGUUCGACAUCUUGACUGAGGCUGACAAAUCCAAGCAGCAACUGAAGAUCCAGGGGGCUGCCAGAUUAGGCACCAUCAGCACACCCCUGGCGCACUCCUGUUUGAAACACCUUAACAACAGCAGCAACACCACCACCAACAACAACAACAGCGGCAACACCACCACCACCAACAACAACAACAGCGGCAACACCACCACCACCAACAACAACAGCGGCAACAGCAACAGAUAUGACUUUGAGCAACGUCGUCAAGACGAAUCGCAACAACACCAGCAGCCACACCGACAGUCCCCACAGCCCGCUUCCUCCACGUCCCCACCAGCGGUUACCGCAGCAGCAGCAGCACUACCAGCAACAGCAACAACAGCAACCUCAUCAGGUCAGCUGGAUACAACCGCCGCCGCUGCUGCUGCCGCACCUGCCCCGCUAGCCAUAUCCCCUGCCACCACCCCCACCGCUACCACGACCCAAGGCAGCGCCAGCAGCACCAACCUGCCUCCCGGGGACUCUUACCCUGGAGCCAGCAGGGGCACCCACCCCUCCUUCCCCCAGGGCUCCGCCCUCCCCCCGAGUGCCUCCUACCACCCAACAACAACCACCACCACCACCACUGGUACCUACACCGCCGCCAUCACCGCGGCCAGCGCCAACAGCAUCAGUGCUACGCUUGCGGCGGUAGGCGGCACCGCAACUGCAACCGCAACCACCGCAACCGCAACCGGUCAACUAUACGGCGUCGUCGGCGGGGGUGUUGGCGGCGGCGGCGCUUGCAGCAGCGGGGUGGGUACUGCCCGGGGCGAGGACAGCAGUGCUGCUGCGACGGCGGCGGUGGUGGGUGAUGCGACAGAAAGGGGGCAGGUUACGGGGAUAGAGGAGGAGGAGGAGGAGGCUGCUGGGGAGCGGACUCAGCAGCAGCAGCAAGCCGCUCCUGUGUCGGGAGGAGCAGGGGCGGCGGGGUUGUUGGAGGAGGCGGGCGGUGAUCCUGCUGCUGGGGCUGCUGGGGCUGGCACUGCCGUUGCCGCCCCUGCUGCUGGGGCUGCUGCCCCUGCUGCUGGGGCUGUGGGAAGCAGCGGUGAGGGCCCUAUGGAGGAAGAGGCGGGCGGGGGUGAGGACCCGCUAGCGGAGUUCACUCCCCGAGUGAUUCUGCAGGAGCUGCUAGGCGAGUUGUUCAUCCCGCCCGAGCAGCUCACCGCGCAGGGCACCUUUGGGCAGGGGGCCUUCGCCACCGUGCAAAGCUGCAGUCUUGACGACCCCUCCGGCGGCCCCCGGCAGCUGGUGGCGGUCAAGUCGCUAAAGCCGGAGGUGCUGGCGGACCUGGAUGACCUGAGGCGCUUCCUGCUGGAGGCCAACCUGGUGCGCAAGCUGAGACACCCCCACAUCGUGUCGCUCCGCGGCAUUGGCGCCCACGACCUGACCUCCCUGGAGUCGCUCCGCCGCUCCGCCUACGUGGUGAUGGAGGGGCUGCAGGGGGGCGACCUGCGCAUGAUGGUGCUGAGACAGAUGACAUGUCGCUCCCCCGCCUACUCCCGCCUGGAUGCCCUCCGCUGGUGCUCCCACAUCGCAGCCGCCGCCGCCUACCUGCACCACACCUGCAGGCCGCUCGUCAUUCACCGCGACCUGAAACUGGAGAAUGUGCUGUUGACGGGCGGACCCACGGACCGACGAGUGGCCAAGAUCACGGACUUUGGGCUCCACAAACGAGCCCGCUACAGCCGAACGGAGGACGUGUUGAUUGCGGUGACUAACGAAUGGAGCGUACGAGCGGGCAGCGUGUACCGGCAACAGCAGCUAGCGGCGGCGGCAAUGCAAGGGGGACAGCAAGGGGGACAACAACAGCUAAACCCGCAGCAGCAGCAGCAUAACCGGUUUUCGCAGCAGCAGGGGGGUUAUUUCACAGGCGGAGGCUGCGGAGGCUGGGGCGGUGGUAACGCUAUGCAAGAUGUCAGCGGUAGCGGCAGGGCGGGGGAGAGAUCUGUGUACGACGGAGGCAAGGACGUGUCGUACUAUGGUGGCAGUGUGUAUGCGGGGAACAUGUUCUCAGGGGCCGCAGGAGGACCCUCCAACCAUCGCGCAGGCAGUGGCCCCGCCGCCACUGCCAGCAGUCACCACCACCACCACAGCCAAGGCAGCAACCACCACCACCCUCAUACCCAGCAUUUCACCAGCAAUAAUCCGAGCCAUCGCUCCCAUCAGCAGCAGCAGGCCAACCGCAGCACAAGUGCGCAUUACGCCGCACUAGCAGCGGCAGGCAUGGCAGCGGCAGCGGCGACGGCGACGUCAUCGGCGGCGUCGGCGGCAGACCCUUCUCUUGGGCGCGUCAGGGGCGGCGGCGCCGCCGCCAGCGCACUCGCCGCCGCCGCCGCCGCUGCUAAUGCCAAUGCCAACGCCGGCGGCGGCAGCCUUUCUCGAGUGCAGUCCAGGGAAGGUUUGGCAGCAAUGGCGGAAAGCGGCCGUACGUCAUUGUACGGCAACAACGGCAGCGGCGGCUUUGGCGACCGAGAGCGGCCGUACCUCCUCGCGUACGAUAGAAGGUACGACAUGCUCGAAAAGCUCGGAAGCAACGUCAAGAAGAUAAGCAGCGUCAACAGCCUUACCGACUUGCAUGAGGCCGCCGCCGUCGCCACUACCUCCGAGCCAACUUCUUCUUCAGCAGCAGCAGUAGCGGUGCCGUCGCCGCCGUCAUUGCCGUACGGUCAGCCGCCUCCGUCGCCCCCAGGUUUGUCGACUCGACCGCCUAACGGCUGGGCGCCGCCGAAUGUCGUACCUCCCGCCGCCGCCGCCGCCGGCAUGGAGGAAUCCGUACAUCGUAAGAUGAUGGCGUUAAUGGCGCUGGAGGCGGCGGCGGCGGCGACAGCGACGUCGUCGGGAAUAUCGGCGGCGGAGGGCACGAUGACGGCGAUUCGGAGCUCUCCGAGCUGUUGUGAGGGCAGUGUUGGUGGUGGCGGUAGUGUUGGGAUGCAAGCUGGAAUGGGAGGUGAAGGAAACGAUGCGACGGUGGCGGGCCGCGGGGGCGAAGAUGAGGCGCCGUUUUCAGUUACGGAGUAUGUACGAGCAGCAACUGCUGCGGCGGCGGCGGUGGCGGCGGCGGCGGAGGGAGGAGGAGGAGGAAGAGCCGAUGGUGAUACGACAGGUCAGGACCGGCCGUCCGCUGUCAUGAUCAUGCGGUCUAUGAACCUUGCAUUACAGCAGCAACAACAACAACAACAGCAACAACAACAACAACAGCAGGAGGCACAGGAGAGGAGCUACCACGGCGGCGGCGGCAGUGCUGCUGAGCACCAGCAGCAGCAGCAGCUAUCGCUACCGCCGGCAGCGCCUGCAGCAGCAGCACCCCCCUGCCUACCUCCACCUCCUCCUCGCCCCACUUCUACCUCCACCUCCUCCUCGCACUCCCACCACCAUCACCACCAUCCUUCUCACAUGAAGACCGUUCCGGAACACAACCGAAUGAGUAUGGAUGUAGCCUCCCUGCCCAAAUUUAGAGCUGGCGGCGGUGGCGGUGAUGGUGGCGUCAGAGGCGGUGUCGGCGGCAGCAGCAGCCAUGGAGGCGGCUCCGGAACCCCACCUUCAACGCUGGUGGGUCGUGCGGAGGCUGUGACGGCUGCCCCCACUGCGACUGCUGCUGGCUCAAACAGCAAGGCGACGACGGCGGCGGCGCCAGCGACAGUGACAGCUGCGGUGGCGGCGGCAGCGGCGGCAGGCGGCGGUUCUGUCCGGAGGGAUGCAGGGGGGGUGAAGGGGCAGCGGGAGGCGUACGCUUCUGCGGCGGCUCGGUUGGCGGACGCAACUCGGCAGGUGGGCAGCCUCAUCUACAUGGCUCCCGAGCUCGUGCUAUCCGGGAACUACAACGAAAAGGUUGAUGUGUUUUCCUUUGCCAUCAUGGCCUACGAACUCUUCACGGGCAAGCUGCUGGCGAUCAAGGUCGCCCAUGAAUUCGCUUUCCGCCAAAUGAAGUCACAAUCCCAACACCGCCGCGACAACAACAACAACAACAAGAACAACAGCAGCAACCCGCAGCAGCAGCAGCACCACCCCAGCAGCUCCCCCCUGCCCCCUGCGGAGUCGGACGCCGAGGCGGGAGUCAUGGCGUACGUCAUGCGUCGAAGUUGCGGUGGCGAGCGGGAGGUGCUGCCGGGUUGGUGGCCGGAGGAGCUGCGGGGGCUGCUGGGCCGCUGCUGGGCGCAUGACCCCGCGGAGCGGCCCAGCUUUAAAGCGAUCCACUCCGAGCUGCUGCGCAUGCAGUCGGAGGGCGCCCUAGCUGGCAUGGACUCCAGGGACCCCGCGAGGGCACCCGGGUGCGGCUGCUGCAUCAGCUAGGGGGGGGGUGCAUGCGUCAGCUAGGGGGGGGGGGAGUGCAUGCAUCAGCUAGGGGGGGGUGCAUGCGUCAGCUAGGGCGGGGAUAUAAGGAAGCUGACGAACUCCUUCAGGGGGGUCCAGCGGGGGGGAGUGCAUGCGUCAGCUUCUCAGGUAGCGGAUGUUGCUACUACUAGGUGUGCCAUUUUAGGUGCCGUUUAGGUGCCAUUUCAGGUGCCGUUUUACAGUGGGGCUGGUUGAAUGCUGUACGACACACACCGGUGAACACAUGUACAUGUAUACGACAGAAGCUUCACCCUGUGGUAGGGGGAAAGGUCUCGAAAGUUACUGUUGUAAAACGUUUUUAGGGUGCUGUCGCGAACUAAUUAGCAGUGUUGUGGAUACUGCAUCCUCUCGAAUACGUACAUCGCUGUUACUUUGGAGUUGCGUGGCUCGGCUUUUGUCUUCCACGGACUGUGUCAUGGACGUUUUCGAAUUUGGUUCGGUGGUAUCCUCCCAUGGUGGCAACGUGGACAGCAAUGUGGAUGGAUGUCGUUUCACUUGUCCGGUAGCCGUGCAUGGCUUAAUCCAGCAAAGUCGGGCACGUAUGCUGUGAUAGGCAUGGAGUAGGACCUGGAGAGUUGGGGAGGUGGUAGCAUAACCAGGCCAAUAAGAGGCAAGUUAAGCAGUGUGGGGCAUUUGGGUCACAUUGGGCACUCCUGAGUUGCGUUGUGGCGCAUUAGGCACCUAAACCAAGAGGCGGCAUUUACCGAACCCACCAUUGUACCAAGUCAAGUUAGC
Molecule: messenger RNA, 5352 nt
Organism: Astrephomene gubernaculifera
Lineage: Eukaryota; Viridiplantae; Chlorophyta; Chlorophyceae; Chlamydomonadales; Astrephomenaceae
Source: the annotation of a GenBank genome assembly